UACGAUUAUUAUCUAGGCAACCUUUCAUGGGCUUUAAAAUUAAAAUAUAAUAAAAAGCCCAUGAGCGGUUGCCUGAAUAAAUCUUACCUUUGGAUUUUAUAAGAGGUUGGUUAACGCUCUCUAAUUUUUAAAUUAACGGAGCUAUAAAAAAAAAAUACACGUAUUCUGCUGAGCGUAAUAUGUUACACACUUGUAAGAUGGAGACAACCGAGGAGACAAUAGAUGCGGGUAUCAUGUAGACAUAUUGUAAUCCUCUUAAUAUUUACAUAUUUACUAUUUAUUAUUUAAUAACUACCUAACCCGGCUAACCCAGUUACUAAUCCAGACUAAAAUUAGUGUUAUUAUUUAUCUAAUUAACUAUACAUUCAAACUGCAAAAAUUAUUAUUUCUAAAAAUAGAAAUUACGAAAUUGACAUUAUUAAAUAAUAUAUAUUUUAUAUAUUAUAUUGAUAAGUGUAGUGCCAUUCAAUAAAAUAGUUACAGUACAUAUUAUUACUGUUGAAUUUGUUGAUGUAGCCUGUAGGUACCUUUGUCACUAAUUAUUAAAAACAAUUAACAUAAAAACAAAUAAUUUAUUGUAUUAUAUUAUGUAUGCUGUAUCAAAAAUUAUUAUUUUAUACAUACUAAAUACAAAUAUGUCAUGUAUAUUAACACUAUAUAUAGCUAUUGGCGGGUACCAAACAGGAAACAGGAAAUCCGAUAGCAGAUGGUAGUUGGGCAGUAAAUUACUACUUACCUAUUGUGUUACCUGCAGUUACAGGUGACAGGUGAAUUCAUUCGUGCGUUGACUCUCGAGUGUUUGGAUGUGUAAUACUAAACUAUAAUAUUAGUUUUCGAAUAUAUUCGUGUUUUCUAGUUUCGAUGCAAAUGCUUGAUGGAACAUACCGCGCGUACAACGACGUUUCGAGUGUCUUUUAAAUUGUAAUUAUUAUUACUUUCAAAACCAAUAAUUAUACCUAUUACUAUAGUAGGUAUAGUAUUAUUGAUUACACAUUAUUUCUGCUUUUACCGUCCGUGAUGGACGAAGACAUAAGAUACCAACGCCUUCCCCAAUCGUUCUCGGUUAGGGAACUCGGGUCUUCCGAAGCAAGGGGUUUAUGGGGAAUCAAACACACGCGGAAACCAGUCGAUUUGAUGGUAGCAAAAGCUAAAAGUUCGUCAACACCCUUACAGCCACAAGUCGAACUACGAAUCACCGAAGAUGGAUGUGAAAUUAUCGGAGACAAGUUUAAAAAAGUUUUCCCCAUUCACACAGUUUCUUACGGGGUUCAAGAUUUGGUUUAUACAAGAGUUUUCUGCAUGAUAGUCGUUAAAGAACAAAUUAGCGCAGACAGAAAACCAUUUGACUGUGUGGCGUUCGUCUGUGAGAGUCGUCAAGCUGCAAGAAAUUUAACUUAUACAUUAGCUACAGCGUUUCAAGUAGGCAUAUAGCAGGAAAGUACGUAGUACUGGAACAUCUAAAUCUCGAUUUGCCAUUGAUUUAAGAUCUGCUGAUGAACUAGAAAUGGAUCUUAGGAAAGUUGACUCUGAGGCAUAAUAUUGUCAUAUUGAUUGUUUUAUUUAGGGCUUAAGUGAUUAUAUAAUCAUGUUUAAUUUAUAGAUGUUUAAUGUUUAUGGAUUGUAUAAAUUGUAAUAUUAUUUAGAAUAAAAAAUGUUUUGAUAGUUGAUACGUUAUAAAUUUUAAGCUCAAGAUUUUAUUGGGGAUUUUCUAGUACUUAUUACUUAUUAAUAUUAGUAUUAAUCAUCAUUACAAAUAUAAUUAUCAUAUUU
Messenger RNA from Acyrthosiphon pisum (pea aphid), 1770 nucleotides. RefSeq lists its product as uncharacterized. The record is from RefSeq and is a predicted model, not a curated record. Lineage: Eukaryota; Metazoa; Arthropoda; Insecta; Hemiptera; Aphididae. Bases 1018 to 1431 code for a protein of 137 amino acids. The transcript is spliced from 3 exons.